AUGCUGGAGCUCUCGGGAGGUUUCGCUCUUAUCUACACAUCGUCUGCUAUGCAGUUCGGUGAUGAUGAAAAGAAGGAGUCUGCACCUUACUGGUUGCUGAUCAAACCACCGGAGAAUGACCUCGAGCAGUCCAAGGCCGAGCUCAGCGCUGCAGCGAUGUUCAGACGCAGGGACGAUGCCAAGCCGGAAGUGCUGGUGGAGUCCAACGGCGCCAGCCUGCCCUUGGCGCCGCAGGCGCAGCUGGGGACCUGCGUGGUGGACCGGCACCGCGUGCUGCAGGUCUGCCUGGGCCGCGAUCACGGGGUGCUGCUCUCGGACGCCGGGGUGGCCUUCACCUGGGGGGACAACCGCUACGGGCAGCUGGGAAGGACCCCGGUGCUCAAGGAAGAAUUCGGCAGGCCGUUUCCGGUGCUGGGCCUCAGCGGGUACGAGGUCACCCAGGUCAGCGCGGGGCACCACCACUGCCUGGCACUGGUGGCCCCAGGGCUGGUUUGGGCGUGGGGUCGCAACAAGCAGGGCCAGCUGGGCAUCGGGGACUUCAGGGACCAGACCCAGCCGGUGAAGGUUUGCCACCCGCCCAUCGCGGAGGGUAUGGACUCGCUGCAGCUGGGCGCCAACAAAGGCGGCGCCAUAGUCACAGUGAACGCCGGCUGCGACAGUUCCCUGGCCGCGGCCGGCAACGCCGACGUCUGGCAGUGGGGGGAGAUCAGUGAUGGCUUCGCAGUGCCUGUGAACAAUCCAGACAAGUCCAAGAAGAGCGGAUUGUCGGUGGUGAAGAGUAGGCCGUACUGCGUCUUUGACAAGGCGGCCUUCCGUUCGCAGAUGCGGUCAGGACGCAUUUCCGUGUCUUCCACGGGAUGCAAAGUGCUGCACCAGGACACCUUCACCGACAAAGUUCGGGCGGAGACAUUGGUGCAGGGAGUGCAGGACUUCCAGUCCAGCAUCAAUCAGGACAGGAAGGCCCUCAUGGAGUUGGAGAAGGAGUUGGAGGUGAAGAAGGCCUUCGACGAACCGCUCGCUUCUCGCUUACAUUUCGCCAUGGCUUGGAGUGGCGCGGCGCUACUCUCCGCGGAGCUGAAAGUUGCGCUGGAGGAUGCCACGGUGCUGGUGCUGCUGGUGCUGGAGGUCUUGGCUGUCCUUGCAUGGUGGAGAGCAGUCAGAGGCUCCAAGUCGACGCGACAGGACGGGCAGGCCUUGCCGGAAGCGCCCGCGGCGGUCGUGGCCCUGCCAGAGACCGACGAGGCGCCGGUUUGCCGCAGCAUGUCGGAACCCACUGCUGCUGCGGAGCAGGCACCCGGGCCCAUCAGCCGCAGCGUGUCUGACUCCUUGGCGAGCUCAGCACAGGCGGUGUCUGGCGAGCUCGAUACACUCGCAAGGCGCCUGGAGAGGUGCCUCAUGAAGGUGCAGCUGGCGCAGGGUCGUGCUCCGCGCCUGCGCGCGGAGCUUGAGCUUCUAACUUUGCUCGGCGCGGCCAGGGAUCUCCUCGAGAGGUCCUUGCGUCAGCCCCGCAGCGUGCUGGCGCAGGUCUUUGGGACCUGUGACCGCGUGGCGCGGCUGCGGGCGGUCCUAGACGCGCUGCGCCUGUCCGAAGGCCGGCGAAGGGACCGGCGCCUGGUGACCUGCCGGACUGCCUGCGACGCAGUGGAGGGGGUGCUGCGGGAUGGGCUGCAGGAGAAGUCGUGCUUGCCUUCGGUUUUCCGCGAGGAGAAGUCGUGGCGAGCGAUGUGAUCGGCCAAAGGUGCCGAACGAAAAUUGGCCAAGCGGCCGUGCUCCGCGUGUGCGGUGCAACGUUUAGUGGGGUUCGUUGUGGUUGGGCUCCCGUGGUGUCCGAUGCGGAUAGGG
This is a messenger RNA of Effrenium voratum, 1842 nucleotides long. Lineage: Eukaryota; Dinophyceae; Suessiales; Symbiodiniaceae. The record is from the annotation of a GenBank genome assembly.